Messenger RNA from Daucus carota subsp. sativus, 4409 nucleotides. Its product is annotated as protein TONSOKU. The record is from RefSeq and is a predicted model, not a curated record. Gene Ontology annotation, biological process: response to DNA damage checkpoint signaling; epigenetic regulation of gene expression; meristem structural organization. Gene Ontology annotation, molecular function: protein binding. The coding region runs from base 90 to 4130 and encodes 1346 amino acids. The transcript is spliced from 19 exons. Gene Ontology annotation, cellular component: nucleus. Lineage: Eukaryota; Viridiplantae; Streptophyta; Magnoliopsida; Apiales; Apiaceae.
GCCUUGGUUUGGGCUGGAACUUGAACAUUUUUCACUCACUUUAAACACCCAAAAUCCACCAAACCCUAGUUCCCACCCCUCCGAUCGAAAUGGCCAAAGACGAGCUCGCCGACGCCAAAAGGUCGUACCGGAGCGCCACCGAGAUCGGCGACCGCACCGAACAAGCCCGGUGGUCCAACGUCAUCGGCGACAUCCACAAGAACCGAGGCGAGUAUGUGGAAGCUCUCAAAUGGCUCCGCAUCGACUACGAUGUCUCCACAAAGUACUUGCCGGAGAAGCAGCUUCUUCCUACUUGUCAGAGUAUCGGUGAACUCCAUUUCCGUCUCCUCCACUUCCAAGACGCACUUGUUUAUCAGAAAAAACAUUUAGAGCUUGCCAAAGACAAGGAAGAUCUUGCUGAGCAACAAAGAGCCAGCACCCAACUUGCCAGAACUUACCAUGAGAUGUUUUUAAGAUCGGACGAUGAUAUUUAUUCAAUUCAGAAUGCUAAAAAAUAUUUCAAUUCUGCAAUGAAUCUUGCUAAAUCUCUCAAGGAGAACUCACCUAACAAGUCGAAUUUCUUAAAGGAGUAUAUUGAUGCCUAUAAUAACAUUGGGAUGCUACAGAGGGAUCUUGAAAACUUUGAUGAAGCACUAAAAAUGCUUACCAGAGGAUUACAGAUCUGUGAUGACGAAGAGGUUGCUCGUCUAGAUGAUGCACGAUCUAGGCUCCAUCACAACCUUGGGAGUGUCUACAUGGGGCUGAGGAAGUGGAGUGAAGCCCAAAAACAUAUUUUAGAGGAUAUCCACAUUUGUAAUAGCAUACAGCAUCGGCAAGGAGAGGCGAAAGGGUACAUUAAUCUUGGUGAAUUGCACAACAAGGUCCAAAAAUAUGAUGAGGCAAUCUCUUGUUACAAAAAGGCUCUUGAUCUUGCACGAUCAAUGGAAGAUGAGGAUGAUUUGGUUAAUCAUAUUAACGAGAAUAUGAGAAUUGUAAAACAAGCCAUUAAGGAAAUGGAUGAACUGAAAAAAGAAGAAAAAAAUCUCAAGAAGCUGGCACGAAACAUGGAAAUGGCUAUUGGUACAUCGAGUGAGCGAAAAUGUCUCCUGCAGCAAGAUGCAUCGCUUAGUCGCCUUAUCGAUAUAUCAAACUCCAUCCUGGCAUGGCGUGAACAUAAAGCUUUUGCUAAAAGGAAGAAGCAAAUAGCAACAAAACUGUGUGACCAAGAGAAAUUAGGUGAUUCUUUCUUGCAUAUUGGAGAAUCAUAUCAGAAACUCAGAAUUUUCGACAAAGCCCUCAAAUGGGUCACAAAGAGUUGGAAAGUUUUUAAGGCCAUUGGUAAUUUGGAGGGACAAGCAUUAGCAAAAAAUAGUAUAGGAGUAGCUCUGGAUUCAAGUGGUGAUUGGGCAGGUGCUUUAGAUGCAUUUGAAGAGGCUUAUGCAAAUGCCUGUGAAGCCAAACUUCCUUCAAUACAGCUGUCUGCACUUGAAAAUAUGCAUUAUAGCAAUAUGAUAAGAUUUGAGAAUUUUGACGAGGCUAGGAGAUUGAGAUCAAUAAUAGACAAAAAAAGGGAUUCAGCAACUGAAGUGCUUGAGCCGAAAAUCCUAAAGAAGGAUUGCUGCUCGGAAACUGAAACUGAGGGAGAUGAUCAACUUUCAAAUAGUAGAUCUGACAUCAGCUGUUCACCAGAAAUAAGUAAAUCAAGCUUUAAUAGGUAUAAACCUGGUCCUGGUGCCAAAGAUAUAGUGGAUGAUGCACCUUCAAAUUCCUUUCUGUGUCCUGAAAAUGCAUCUAAAUCAAAGCCUCGCCCCAUAAAAAAACCUUCCACUAGUAGAGAACCAGAUGAUAGUUCUCUCAGAAGUCAAUCCAGACUUGCCAGUAGUCAGGCAGUUAGCCGUAAACGUGUACGAGUAAUCCUUUCUGAUGAUGAAAGCGAAAAUGAUGAGGUGCCACCUUCCAGUGGAAGGUUUCGUUUUAGUCCAGCAGAAGAUGUUGCCACUUCCGAUGAAGUUGACCGUACGUAUAAUAUGAGAACUGCUCAUGGAUUGCAGGAUGUGUCUCCAGUUGCCUCACACUGUGUUAUCAGUGCUAAUACUCCAAUUAAUCAUGAAGGAACUGCAAGUUCCUACAAAUCAAGUGGUUAUAUGCGUGCAGAUCAAGAUGCAAAAGAUGUUAGAUCAUCGUGCUCGAACGAAGUUGUUAGUGUUUCUAAUGUUCAUUCAACUUCUGCCAGAUGCAGGUUUAAUGACAGUGAAAACCUGUUCCAGAAUCACAGGAAUUCCGGUCUCAGCCAUCAUAUUUGUGAUGAUAGCUGUUGUAAACAUGUGACAUUCAAAGUCGAGGAAGAAUUGGUAACCAUGGAGCUGAGCUCUUGUAUGAUUGGUGAUAAAGUCAGCAUAGCAGCCUUAAAGGUUGACAUCUCAUGCCUGUAUUUUCUACAGCUACCUAAGCAAAAAAGGUCAAAGGGUCUUUUACCUAUAAUUCAACACCUGAAGUGUAGAAGCAAAGUUCUUGACUCACUGGAAUCUACUGAAACUUUCAAGGAUUACUUUUCGGGAAAAGGAUGGAUUGAUGUUUCUGUUGAUGCUUGGGUACCAAAGCGUUUAAUGAAACUGUACAUCGACUGUUGCAUGGAGCUUUCUGAGCCUCCCAACCUACAUCUGCUUAAAAAGCUAUACAAUUUAGAGGUUUCGGAGGAUGAAAUCAUUGUGUCUGAUUGUGGCUUGCAAGACAUGUCAGUAGCACCGUUGUUGAGUGCCUUGCAUUUGCACAAGACAGUUGCUGUCCUUGACCUUUCCCACAAUAUGUUAGGAAAUGAAACUAUGGAGAAACUUCAGCAAUUAUUUACAUCUUCAAGACAAAAGUAUGGUGGUCUGAUAUUGGAUUUGCACCAAAAUCGCUUUGGUCCUACUGCUUUGUUCCAGAUAUGUGAGUGUCCUGUUCUAUUUUCUCGAUUGGAAGUUCUAAACAUCUCUGGAAACCGUCUGACUGAUUCUUGUGCAUCCUACCUUGCAAACAUCUUGAAAAAUUGCAAAGCACUGUAUGGCUUAGACAUAGGGAGCUGUUCUAUCACAUCUAGAACAGUUCAAAAGAUCGCCGACUCGCUAGAUUCCGGAUCUUCACUAGUACAACUUGGUUUAGGAUACAACAAUUCCAUAUCUGGAAAUGCCAUAGUGAAUCUAUUGGCCAAGCUUGCUACUUUAGAUAGAUUUGCAGAACUGAACCUCAAUGGUUUAAAGUUAAACAAGGCUGUUGUAAAUGGCAUUUGCCAACUAGCUAAAACCUCAUGCUUGUCCGAGUUAAUGCUUCAAGAUACUUGCAUAGGAACUGAUGGAGCAUUACACUUGCUGGAGUCUUUGUCUAGCGAAACUCGAGAACUGGUGAAGCUUGAUCUAUCAUCUUGUGGACUGACAUCUGAGUAUAUUUUCAGACUUAAUGAUGAAAUAUCUUUGAUCGGUGGUGUUAUUGAACUAAAGCUUGGGUGGAACCCCAUAACACAAGAGUGUGGAAAUGCAUUGGCGGCAUUGCUAAAAAAUCCUUAUUGUUGCCUAAGAGUUUUGGUAUUGAAUAAAUGCCAACUUGGAGUAGUUUGUCUGCUUAGGACACUGGAAGCACUAGCAGAAAAUCUUGUUCUUGAAGAGCUCAAUUUGGCAGCAAAUACAUGUUCUGGUGAAGUUAAUAGCUUGUCCCUUAACUUCAAUGGUACUUUAAAUUCCAUGCAUGCAGAUCUCAGUUUUGCCAAUUCCUCAGUUAAAGCAUCUGCCUGUAACGAUGCUCAUGGUGCUUCAGUUGACCCUGAUAUUGAUCAGCUUGAAGUUGCUGACAGCGAAGAUGAUCUAGACAGCACCAAACCUUCAGUAUCUGGUAUCCAUGGCAGCAGCAUGAGCUUUUCAGAAAAGUAUUCUUCUAAUCUGGAAUCCCAAUUCAUUCAAGAGCUAUCAAGUGCCAUUAGUAGGGCCAAGCAUUUGCAAAUGCUGGAUCUUAGUGAUAAUGGGUUUUCUGAACAACAUGCAGAAACAUUAUACCAUGCAUGGUCAGCAAAUUCAAGAGCUCCAGUAGCUGCCAGACACAUCGAGGGAAAUGUAGUUCAUUUGAAAGUGCAGGGGAAUUAUUGUUGCGGCUUGAAACCUUGCUGUAGAAAAAUCAAUUAGCUUCUACGCAGGCUCUUGGAUUUUCAAUGACAAUUGUCAUCAACCAGUAGCCCGUUUGAGCAAAUUGCAAAUUGUAAAAACCUCUUCAUUUGCCAAGUGCAAUUAAGUUAACGGUCCUGUAUUUGCAUGUAUAUGUAUCCAACUCGCAGUCAUAUAAUUUCAUAGCUUUGGUGGUGAACAUCAGAGAUUAUGACUAACAGCAUGAUAUUAGUAUUCAGUCUUAGCGCUUACAAAUCCGAUCAAAUCUGAAUAAAGAAAUUACCCUGCAUUCGACUUCUA